This is a messenger RNA of Nicotiana tabacum (common tobacco), 627 nucleotides long. Lineage: Eukaryota; Viridiplantae; Streptophyta; Magnoliopsida; Solanales; Solanaceae. The record is from RefSeq and is a predicted model, not a curated record.
AUGGAAGGCCUUCAGCUAUUUGACAACAUGUUGAUGGCUCGAGUUAAUCCGACAAAUUUCACUUAUACAACGUUGUUGAGUGUUUGUAGCAGGUUGAGAGAUGGUCUUGCAGGGGAAGCAACUCAUGUUAAAGUAAUUGUUUCCGGGAUUGCACCAGAUUUGCCCUUGUACAGUACGCUGCUUGACAUGUAUUCCAGUUGUGGUGAUAGUGAAGCAGCUUUGAAAGUCUUCGGAAAAAUAAAGAAACCAGAUCUGGUAUCUUGGAAUUCAAUGAUUUCUGGAUAUGCAAACAAUGGAGAUGGAGAGAUGGCGGAAGAUUCAUCCAUGACAGAUUCUUUUUUCGUUGAGGUCCCCGACGAGGUCUUGCUGCCGGCAAAGAAUUUAUUCAACAGCGGUGUCCAUGUUUUCACCCGCAAAAGAGAAAAGGAAAAAGGUGAUACAAAUUCAGAAGUAACUACAAAGCAUGAUACAAAUACAAGACAAGCUGCCACAAGUCAAAAGAUAUCCCUUCCCUUCGCUUUCAAAAAUGAUGAAUAUGAAGUCCGGGAGACUGCAGGUACUAUGGAUCCUCUAACACCCAAUCGGGUUGCCUUCCCAGGUCUCACCGGUAUUAGCUGUAAGUCGUGA